CUCGGUGAAAGGCGGAGGAGCGGCGGCUGCCCGAGCUGCACACAGCAACGCGCUCCUUCCCGCUCCCCCACACCGGCAUCGGCCCGCUCACCGGCUGUAGAAAAUGGUGAAAGAAACCACUUACUAUGAUGUUUUGGGGGUCAAACCCAAUGCCACCCAAGAAGAAUUGAAAAAGGCUUACAGGAAACUGGCCUUGAAGUACCACCCUGAUAAGAAUCCAAAUGAAGGCGAGAAGUUUAAACAGAUUUCUCAAGCUUACGAAGUGCUCUCUGAUGCAAAGAAAAGGGAAUUAUAUGACAAAGGAGGAGAACAGGCAAUUAAAGAAGGUGGAGCAGGUGGUGGUUUUGGCUCCCCCAUGGACAUCUUUGAUAUGUUUUUCGGAGGAGGAGGCAGGAUGCAGAGAGAGAGGAGAGGUAAAAACGUUGUGCAUCAACUUACAGUAACUUUAGAAGAUUUAUAUAAUGGUGCAACAAGAAAACUAGCUCUGCAAAAGAAUGUGAUUUGUGACAAAUGUGAAGGCCGAGGUGGUAAGAAAGGAGCAGUAGAAUGCUGUCCCAAUUGCCGAGGUACUGGAAUGCAAAUAAGAAUUCAUCAGAUAGGACCUGGAAUGGUUCAGCAAAUUCAGUCUGUGUGCAUGGAGUGCCAGGGCCAUGGGGAGCGGAUCAGUCCUAAAGAUAGAUGUAAAAGCUGCAACGGAAGGAAGAUAGUUCGAGAAAAGAAAAUUCUAGAAGUUCAUAUUGACAAAGGCAUGAAAGAUGGCCAGAAGAUAACAUUCCAUGGUGAAGGAGACCAAGAACCGGGACUGGAGCCAGGAGAUAUUAUCAUUGUUUUAGAUCAGAAGGACCAUGCUGUUUUUACGCGACGAGGAGAAGACCUUUUCAUGUGUAUGGACAUACAGCUGGUUGAGGCAUUGUGUGGCUUCCAGAAGCCAAUAUCUACUCUUGACAACCGAACCAUAGUCAUCACUUCUCAUCCAGGUCAGAUUGUCAAGCAUGGAGAUAUCAAGUGUGUGCUAAAUGAAGGCAUGCCAAUUUACCGUAGGCCAUAUGAAAAGGGUCGCCUAAUCAUUGAAUUUAAGGUAAACUUUCCUGAGAAUGGCUUUCUCUCUCCUGAUAAACUCUCUUUGCUGGAAAAACUUCUGCCUGAGAGGAAGGAAGUAGAAGAGACUGAUGAAAUGGACCAGGUAGAAUUAGUGGACUUUGAUCCAAAUCAGGAAAGACGGCGCCAUUACAAUGGAGAAGCAUAUGAGGAUGAUGAACAUCAUCCUCGGGGUGGUGUUCAGUGUCAGACCUCUUAGUAGGGCCUGUGAAUAACACUCACUGCUGGUGUUUUAUUUGCAGUAGUGAUUGAGUG
This is a messenger RNA of Budorcas taxicolor (takin), 1353 nucleotides long. RefSeq names its product dnaJ homolog subfamily A member 1. The record is from RefSeq and is a predicted model, not a curated record. Lineage: Eukaryota; Metazoa; Chordata; Mammalia; Artiodactyla; Bovidae. Gene Ontology annotation, molecular function: ATP binding; Hsp70 protein binding. Gene Ontology annotation, cellular component: cytoplasm; cytosol. Gene Ontology annotation, biological process: protein refolding; response to heat. The coding region runs from base 104 to 1297 and encodes 397 amino acids. The transcript has a single exon.